UUGUGCCGCCGUUACGAACAUGUGGUUUUGACACUUCGUCUUCGCAUUGUUGCUGACCCGUUAUUUGUGCGCUUUUGAGCGUUUUUGGCCGAGACCGGUGCAAAAACUGAACCAAAGGUGGAGAUGUGUCAUCAGAACAAAAGGUUUUAGGCAAUUUACGCGACCCUAACAUAAUCUCACGCGUUCAAAGUUCUAUUUCUGGAUAAUACUUGAAAAUUAGUCUAAACCGGAGCGACGAGUUUUUAUUAAGUAGUCAAAAUUCAAAAAUUGCAAUCCAUUCUAAAUAAGAUAGGAUAUGUUUACACUUUACAAACUUUUUAAAUGUUUGAAUGUGUUAUGAUGUCAAAUCGAAUUGUUUUCAAGUUCAAAAUUUGCAUUUAGGUUUAUUGUAUCGAAAAUUACAUAAUUGAAACCCAAGUGGGAGUCUCAAUAACCUUUGAACGUUUCAAAGUGUUUUAUUUUUGUUGGUCGCGUUCAUUCGCGGUGAAUCAAGCGGUUUUAGUGGCAGCUGAGAAUGAAUGAAUAUAAAUAACAUAACCUAAGAUUCGGUCGAUUUAGUUUGCACUUCCAAGUGAAUAAAAUCGAAAAACUAACAUAAACUACCACUGUAAUAAAACGAAAUCCUUGCGAUAAUGUACGAUAAAGACUUUAAAGUGAAACUAAUCAGUUCUAAAAACAGUUUUGUCUUCCUCUCUGAACAUGAUAGUAGACAAAUUGACCAUGAACAUAUGAUUAGGCUAUCUUAUGGCCUCAACAAGAGGGCCUUCUUCUCGUUGGGUACAUCUCUAGGAUCACUCAAAGAAGGUGAGCUUGCAAUGGGUUCAUAUUUGGCCAAAGAACUAGGCAUCAUCAAAAGUGACAUUGUAAGCUUGUCUACAACUCCAUAUAUUGCAAGUAUUCGCCGACUGAAAUUGCUCACUUCAUCUGAAGAUGACUAUUCAAUGCUGGGGUUACUUGCCGAAACUGUCCAGAGCACAUUACUGAAUCAAGUCAAGAUUGUCCACAACCAGCAGAAGUUGGUGAUUUGGAUUUCGAACUCGCUACAUGUAACCGUCGUUGUAGACGGCGUCGAACCAAUUUCCCCCGGAAAAUUAGAAAUGCUCACCGAAGUGGCGAUACUGCCGCCGCCGCAGAGCGAGCCGACGCGCAAAUUCGCGCCGCCGUCGAAACGCCCGAGCGUGUCCGGCGCACAAAACGCCAGCAUAAUGAACGCUUACAAUCAGACACAAUGCGCGCUUCGAUUGCAGCCCGCGGAGCAACUGCCGGCGUCGUCGUCGAUCGCCGAUAAAAACGCAUUCAUCGCACAACCCUUUAGCGGGCUCUUAUCUCGCCGCAAUUUCGAACGCCUCGCGGGCGCUUAUCACCGCGACGAGGUCGUACUCGUCACGCUGCGCAUCAUAUCACCGCCCGCCGACGUUAAAGACCUGCUCGACGAGCACCACCCACCCAUCGACAGCGUCAUCGUUCGAUUAUUUUGCAUUGAGGGUGAAAAUAAUCAAGAACAACAAACAUCGCCGUCAAGCACCGGCAACGAGACCGAUGUUGAUGUUUUCAACUUUUUAUAUGUCAAUCAGUUACUGUUUGAGCAUUUUCGUACGAUUCCUGGAGCGAAAGUAUUGGCAACGAGCUUGCAACCAACAGUUUUCAUUCCCAAAAUGAUUGAAAUUGUUACCACAAACAGUUUUUUCAACAAGGCUGAUGAAUUGGUCCGUAACUACUUGUGUACAUAUAUCCAAGAUGGCGGACACAUGUUAUUAAACUCAGGGGUUGUUAUGGAAGAACCAGCGGAGAAAUGUCGCUUCCAGUUGAAAUUCACUCCUGCAAAUGAGAAAUACUUAGUUGUUAAUCAAAAGUUAAUGAGGGAAUGCACAUUUAAACUGUUUGAGGGUGAAUUGGUCGAUGGAAAGUCUCAAAAUAAUAAUCAUGAGUCCCCAAGGGUGGAUUUAUGUUUAAAUGCGUCUAAUUAUCAACACUUAGUUGACAAUAUCGUUAAAUAUUGUCGAAGAAAAAAUUCAAGUGUUAUUCUAACAGGAAAGGCAGGAAGCGGUAAAACAAGUUUAACUAACAAAAUAUCUGAAGUAUUGAAGGCGGCACUUUCACAUUAUUAUGUUGAAAAUGUAGCCUGCAGAAAAUUAAAAGGGAAAAAUAUUGAGUCUAUGUUGAAAACAUUAAAUUCUAUGUUUUUGAGGUUGAUUUACUAUCAACCUUCUAUUUUAAUACUGGAUGACUUACAUGUUAUUUGUGAGAAGGUGAUUGAAGGUGAACAACCCACACAAGAAAAUUUACACUUUAAUAAAGUUAGUGAAAUGUUAUCAGAAGAAUUAGAACACUUAGUGCAACGUAAUAACAUUUCUCUUGUGGUGACAUGUGAAUCAAUGUCCAAAUUAAAUAAAAACAUUUACAGCUCAAGAGGACGGCACUUGUUUAAACAUUGUUUCAGUAUUAACGACCUAAGCAGUGAUGAUAGAAUCAAUGUCUUAAAGUAUUUAUUUAAAAAGAAAGAGGUGAACUGUGAACGAAUCAAUUUCAAUCAAUUGGCUAUCAAAACCGAAGGAUAUCUUAUUCAAGACCUGCUUGAUUUAGUGGAUAAAAUUAUUUUUGAGGUUUAUAAAAGUACAAAUAAUCUAAAGAAGGCUGAGGAGUUAAAAGUUACAGAUGGACAUUGUGAAGCAGCGUUGAGUAACGCAUCCACGUUGUCUUUAAGAGAUGUUCAGUUACAUUCGCCUGGUGAGAGAGAUUUCGCUGAUAUUGGAGGUUUGGAUGAUGUUAAAAAGAUUCUGGUAGAAACUAUGUUGUGGCCAGCCCAGUACGCUAAUAUCUUUUCACACUCACCGCUUCGAUUACAAUCCGGUGUGCUGUUAUAUGGUCCACCUGGAACAGGAAAAACUAUUCUAGCAGGCGCUGCAGCAAAGCAGUGCAAUUUGCGGUUAAUUUCAGUUAAAGGACCAGAAUUACUGUCGAAGUAUAUCGGGGCAAGUGAGCAGGCUGUCAGGGAUGUCUUUCAAAAAGCACAAAGUGCAAGACCUUGUAUUUUGUUCUUUGAUGAAUUUGAUAGUUUGGCACCAAGACGUGGACAUGACAACACCGGUGUAACCGAUCGGGUAGUUAAUCAAUUUUUGACACAGUUAGAUGGUGUUGAAUCUUUGAACGGCGUUUGUGUCUUAGCUGCAACGUCACGUCCGGAUUUAUUAGAUCCUGCUUUGUUACGACCCGGUAGAUUGGAUAGACAAAUGUUAUGCCCAAUGCCGGAUAAACAAUCAAGACUGGCAAUUUUAAAGUCUUUAUCUAAAAAACUAAACUUGUCAAAUGAUAUUAAACUGGAGAAAAUUGUGGAAAAAACGGAAGGGUUUUCUGGAGCUGAUUUACAAGCGGUUUUAUAUACAGCACAAUUGAAUUCAGUUGAACAUUUACUUCAAGAUUCAUCAACAAAAGAUCAUCUGAAGACUGAAACACAAUUGAUAACGCAGGAGCAUUUAGAGGACGCGCUGCGCAGUACGCGGCCGUCGCUAACAAGGGAGGAACGAGCUAAAUACGAACGCAUUUAUCAAAAGUUUCAAGGUAAAAGCGACAUUUUAGAUUCUUUGAUGUCAGGUAAGCAGAAAGCUACACUUGCUUAGAUGGUUAAUUGUUAUAAGGUUAAUGUUUUUAAAUAAAUGAACGGUGUUUUUAUCUUUAAAA
Messenger RNA from Dalotia coriaria, 3678 nucleotides. It is a transcript of the gene Pex1, whose product is annotated as peroxin 1. The record is from RefSeq and is a predicted model, not a curated record. Gene Ontology annotation, molecular function: ATP hydrolysis activity; ATP binding. The transcript is spliced from 12 exons. Bases 633 to 3617 code for a protein of 994 amino acids. NCBI's taxonomy places the organism in Eukaryota, Metazoa, Arthropoda, Insecta, Coleoptera, Staphylinidae. Gene Ontology annotation, biological process: protein import into peroxisome matrix. Gene Ontology annotation, cellular component: cytosol; peroxisomal membrane; peroxisome.